Aegilops tauschii subsp. strangulata is the source of this 1032-nucleotide messenger RNA. RefSeq lists its product as uncharacterized. NCBI's taxonomy places the organism in Eukaryota, Viridiplantae, Streptophyta, Magnoliopsida, Poales, Poaceae. The record is from RefSeq and is a predicted model, not a curated record.
GAAACCUUUAACCCACCAAACCGAACCGACCUCACGCUAGCGCUUCUUCCUUUCCCCUCUUUCUUCCUCAAGCGACUUCUUCUUCCACCCAUCCGGAUCGGGCUCCUCCCACCAACCGCCGCCAUUAAUAGAGCAGAUAUGGAAGAACAUGAAGAAUACCAGAAGAUCAUAAAAUUUAAAGGGAAGCAAGUGGCAGAAGAGGAUCCAAAUCAGAAUUCAUGGAGGGCACUCCGUACACAGGAACUUGGCUCAAUCAAGACAAUCACAGAUUCUACUGCGGAGCAGAUGACAACGUCUCAAGAAAUGAGAGAAUCAUACAGAAAGUUGAUGCAACAAAUAAUAGCAGCAACAAAAUUUACAAAGUGGGGAUGUAGAUACAAACAUCCCUUUGUAUAUGGGGUUGCUUCAAAGCACAACCCUAUCACAGGAGUUAACACAACAACAUUUGACAGAAAGUAGAAAUUACAUGAUUGAACACACUACAAAUCAAGAUGAACAAAAUUGGCAGGCAGAUAACAUGAUGAAUUUUGAGUACACAGAGCAUGACCAGGAGGACAACAUGUUCUCUUUAGCAGAUACAACUGAUUCAAGCAACUACAACACAAGCGAUGAUGAAGAACAGUUCGUAGAAGAUUGUCAAUGGAGAUACCUGGAAGCACGAGUUAUGAAGCAUCAACACACACCAAGAAGUAUGAGAACACAACUAUUGAUACCAAUCAUGCAGAAUCAUCAAAAAGUCAAGAAGGUCAAGAAGAUGCAAAUGAGUUCUCUAAAGAUGACAUUGCUAUGUACAUUCAGAGUGAAAGUAUAGGUAAAGUGAAAGAACAUGCGGUGCCCCCGUGUUUGGUUUUGUAAUUGAUGACAAUCUCUAUGGACUAAUGGUUGCCUUGAGUUAUAUUCAUAGGAUUUGUCCAUAGGCAUUUCUUGAAGUCCAUUUGUUAGUUUCGCGGAGUUUAUAUGUUGACCAAGGUUUUAUUCAAGGAAUUAUCCAAAGAUUGGUCAUAUAGAAGACAUGAUACAAGGUUGAUCAAG